This is a messenger RNA of Cryptomeria japonica (Japanese cedar), 669 nucleotides long. RefSeq lists its product as uncharacterized. The coding region runs from base 1 to 669 and encodes 222 amino acids. The transcript has a single exon. The record is from RefSeq and is a predicted model, not a curated record. Gene Ontology annotation, molecular function: nucleic acid binding; zinc ion binding. Lineage: Eukaryota; Viridiplantae; Streptophyta; Pinopsida; Cupressales; Cupressaceae.
AUGACUGCAACUAAAUCAAGGUUAUUUUUUGCUCACAUCUAUGUAAAUGUUAAUCAAAUGAUGGACAUGCCCCAAUAUAUUGAGAUUAUAUCUAAAUUAGGGAAAUGGACCCAAGCGAUUGAAUAUGAGUCGCUCCUGUUUGCUUGCUUUCAUUGCAAAAAAUUGGGCCAUUGGGCAAAAUCUUGUCCGCUUAAGAAGGGUAAGAACAACAAGAAUGAUAGCAGUGUGAAGCAGAAAUGGCAAACAAAAGAGAAUAAUGGAGACCCAUCAGUAGAGUGUGAUCCAGAUAAGGAAGUGAUUGAGACAGAAAAGGAGGUGAAGAAGGAUGAGAACAGUAAUAAUGAAAAACCUGCUUGUGUCUGUUCUAAUAAUCAAAUAGAAAGUACUAAAGAAGAUGAGCAAAGAAUAGAGGUAAAUAAUAAAAAUGAUUCAGAGGACCAGGAGGUAGGGCCAGUUAGUCAGGAGAAAGUAGAGGAAAGUCCCAAUGACGAUGUGUCUGCAUCAUCUCAUACAAAAGCAAGUGAGGAAGACUUCAAUGAAGCGCAGGAUUUUAACAUUUCUGAUCUUGAGCCUCUAUUGCUAUUAACCAAUGGAAGCCCAAAGUCAUGUCAAUGCAAAACUCCAUCACAUAGUGCGGAAAUGGAAGUCCUGGAAGGAAGGAAAUCUUAG